Molecule: messenger RNA, 6578 nt
Organism: Xenopus laevis (African clawed frog)
Lineage: Eukaryota; Metazoa; Chordata; Amphibia; Anura; Pipidae
Gene: kdm4c.L
Product: lysine (K)-specific demethylase 4C L homeolog
Exons: 22
Coding region: 180-3374 (1064 amino acids)
Biological process (GO): regulation of DNA-templated transcription; DNA-templated transcription; chromatin remodeling
Cellular component (GO): chromatin; nucleus
Molecular function (GO): histone H3K9 demethylase activity; metal ion binding; histone demethylase activity
Source: RefSeq, a predicted model, not a curated record
CACGCCUAGAACGCGAACGCUCUCAAUGACGCGCUUCCCCCACCUCCUUAACCCUCUGCGGACCGGGCAACGUCAUCAAGCUCAGCCCUUGGGUAGCAGCUGUAAAGACGGCAGGGACUUGUUGCGGUUGAAACGGAAAGGCCUUUGCUAGGAUAAAGGGCCUUGAAUCAGAGAAAAAGAUGGCUUCAUCUGACUCAGACGAGCAGAAUCCUACCUGUAAAAUUAUGACAUUUAGACCAACUUUCGAGGAGUUCAAAGACUUUAACAAAUAUCUGAUAUACAUGGAAUCUAAAGGUGCUCAUCGAGCAGGGCUGGCAAAGGUGAUCCCACCAAAGGAAUGGAAGCCCAAGAGACACUAUGAUGACAUAGAUGGUCUUGUGAUUCCUGCGCCAAUUCAGCAGAUGGUUACUGGCCAGUCUGGCCUUUUCACUCAGUAUAAUAUUCAGAAGAAACCAAUGACUGUAAAGGAGUUCAGGCAUAUGGCCAACAGUGGCAGGUAUUGUACUCCGACGUACAUUGAUUACGAGGAUCUGGAACGCAAGUACUGGAAAAAUGUAACAUUUGUUCCGCCAAUAUAUGGAGCAGAUGUUAAUGGAAGCCUCUAUGAAAAAGGUAUUGAUGAAUGGAACAUUUCCCGACUUAAGACCAUUCUGGAUGUUGUAGAUGAGGAAUGUGGAAUAUCCAUUGAAGGUGUCAAUACGCCUUACCUUUACUUUGGCAUGUGGAAGACGACGUUUGCAUGGCAUACUGAAGACAUGGAUCUGUACAGCAUUAACUACCUCCAUUUUGGGGAGCCAAAGUCAUGGUAUACAGUUCCACCAGAGCAUGGUAAAAGACUGGAAAGACUGGCUCAAGGUUUCUUUCCCAGCAGUUUUCAGGGUUGUGAUGCGUUUCUGAGGCAUAAAAUGACUCUCAUUUCUCCAUCAAUAUUGAAGAAAUAUGGAAUUCCAUUUAGCAAGAUUACACAAGAACCUGGUGAAUUUAUGAUCACUUUCCCAUAUGGGUAUCACGCCGGUUUCAAUCAUGGUUUCAACUGUGCCGAAUCGACAAAUUUUGCUACAGUCCGGUGGAUUGAUUACGGAAAAAUUGCCAAACUGUGUUCUUGCAGCAAUGACAUGGUUAAAAUCUCUAUGGAUAUAUUUGUCAAGAUGUUUCAGAAAAGUAGAUAUCCGCUAUGGAAACAAGGGAAGGAUAUCUGCACAAUUGAUCAUACAAAACCAACAACUGGACCAACACCAGAAGAAAUAGCUUGGCAUAUGAAGCGAAGUCGUAGGAAGAAAGAGGCUGUCAAAAGCCUUCAGCAUACUAGAUCUCGUUCUAAGAAGCUUAAGACUGCAGAGAACAAGAAAGCUGUGGUACCAGGGGCAGAAAUCAUAGCUAGUGAAGCUACAGAUGACUUCAAGGUCAAUAACCAACCUACAGUAACAGUGGAGCUAGAAGAGAAAGAAAAACCUACUGGGUGUACUAUGAAUAUUAAAGCAAAGAAUGUGAAUCAAAGUGGAUCGAAUACUAUCCUGGCUUCAGGUUCUGAAUCCAGUCUUCAAGAUCAGGUAGUAAAUCAAGAACAAAAUGGUGACGGUAACCUCAAUUUGGCUUCUUUGGGUUCAGAGGAAUCGUCUGGCACUUUUGAUGAUCUGAAAAUGCAAGAGGACAGACAUAAAGAGGAGAAGACUGAAAAUGCAUUAUAUCAGAAUUCAGAAAACUAUCAUCCCUCGGUGCUUGAGAGUACAGAGAAAGACGACACAAUUAGCAAUUCCAGUGAAGAAGAAUCCAGUGACCUUGAUAUUGCUGAAAAUGGCCUUGAACCUGGAGAAGUUCCUAAUAUGAUUAAUGAUGAGAAACAGGCCUCUGAAAUCUCCAGUCAGUGUGGUACGCAUGUGUUAGAAAAGAGUGGGAAACUGAAACAGACCACCAAGAGCAGAAGACUUCCGCUGAGCACUCCUCCAUGUGGGUCUGCGAUUAUAGUGCUAAAAGAAGAUGCCAUAAGUGAUGGAGAAUUGUCAGAAAGUAUGGAUAAUGAUGUUACAGAAACAGAAUCAUGGGCAAAACCACUUUUUUACCUUUGGCAGACUAAGUCUCAAAGUUUUGCUGCUGAAAAAGCUUACAACCAAUCCGUUUCAGGAAUGAAGCCGUACUGUGCCAUAUGCACUCUCUUCUUGCCUUAUUACAAGUCAGAAACCUACAACGAUGAUGUUCAGGCUUCCUGGGAUGAUUUAUCAAAUAGUAUAAUUUCGUCUUACUCAAAAACAAAGUGUCUCAUCCCAGAAAUGUGCUUUACAGACAAGAAAGGCAAAAAACAACAUUCAUCUCAAAAAAGCUUCAGUAAAGAUGAUGAGAGAAGUCAGUUAGUUACCUGUGCAAAGUGUUUUGUCCAGGUUCAUUCAAGUUGUUAUGGUGUUCCUUCCCAUGAAAUUCAUGAUGGAUGGAUGUGUGCUCGAUGUAGAAUUGGAGUUUGGACAGCAGAAUGCUGCCUUUGCAACUUGAGAGGAGGUGCAUUAAAGCAAACAACUGAUGAUAAGUGGGCACAUGUAAUAUGUGCUAUUGCUGUUCCAGAAGUCAAAUUUCUAAAUCUGACAGAAAGAUCUGAAAUAGAUACCUCUACGAUUCCACUUGAAAGGUUAAAACUGAGAUGUGUUUUUUGCAGAGAAAGAGUUAACAGGGUUUCUGGAGCAUGCAUCCAGUGCUCAUAUGGGCGCUGUCCGACAUCUUUUCAUGUGACCUGUGCUCAUGCAGCUGGAGUACUGAUGGAGCCUGAUGAGUGGCCCUUUGUAGUAUAUACAACAUGCUUCAGGCACAUGAUCAAUCAGAAUAUGAGAAGUAAAGUUGCUAAUAAAAAAAUAUCCAUUGGUCAGACUGUAAUAGCAAAACACAGAAAUACACGAUAUUACAAUUGCCAGUUGAAAGAGAUUACAUCACAAACCUUCUAUGAAAUUGUGUUUGACGAUGGAUCUACAAGCAAAGACACUUUCCCUGAAGAUAUCAUUAACAGACACUGUCUUACACUAGGUCCACCCGCAGAGGGAGAGACGGUUGAGGUUAAAUGGUCUGAUGGCUUACUUUAUGGAGGAAAAUAUCUGGGAAAGAAUACAGUUUACAUGUAUCAGGUUGAGUUUGAAGAUGGCUCCCAGAUUGUCACUAAAAGAGAAGAUAUAUACACACUUGAUGAGGAGCUUCCAAAAAAGAUUAAAUCCCGCUAUUCCAGAGCCUCUGACAUGAAAUUUGAAGAUGAGUUUUAUGGAGAAGAGGUCAUUUGUGGUCAGAAGAAAAGGCAGAGAGUGCUCAAUGUGAAGUUAGAAAAUGAUUAUGUUAAUGAUCCUUUAUAUCAUACUUUCUUAAAGAGCUCAUUCCAGACGACAUGCCAGCAAGUACUUUGAAGACCAGAAAGAUCACUUCUACAAUCUGCACUGUGGCUAAACAACAGUAAAGACGUCUGAGGAUUAAGAUACAAAUGUAUAUACAUAACUUUGUUAGUAAAAUGAAUUGUUGUGAAUUAUUAAUCGACAAAUUACAAAGCAAUGAAUUGAUAGCACAAAAUGAAAAAAGUCAUUUGUCAUUUCUCUUCAGUGGCUGAUAUGGGCUUUGAAAGGCCAUAAAGUUUGAAAUACACAUUGAAACAACUUUCUUAAGAAACUCAGGACUUCAGCAUACUACUUUUUUUUUUGUAAGGAACUCAGUACAAUAAGUUUAAUGCAAAAUGUCUAUUCCACAUAAAAAUCUCAUACCAGCAUUUAACUUUUGGAAGUACAUAUGCAAAUAUGUCAGGGAUUAAAAUAUCAUUUAUAGAAAUCUUGUUUUUUUUUCCCAUUUUCUAUGUUGUAGACUUUUUUAUUGUAUUUUUGUGUCUCUUAUUUCAUUGUCCUCCAGGAGAGAUACCUGAUUUGACUGGUUAUUUACAUAACAGAGAUGAAAUGAAGAUUUUGUAAAAUUAUUUUUAUUUAUUCAAGUACUGAAUACGUGAUCUUUCCCUAACCAUCAGCUAGAUGUUACUUUCUUAACUCAGCACACUCUGGUCUAUAGCAAUUUGUCUUUAGGUAGAAGAAUUAGCCAAUCAAUGGACUUAUAACAUCUGACACCAUGGGGUAAAGAAAGCUGUUAUCAAUAUUUUUUUUUUUCCAUAUUUAAUGCUAAGCAAUAAACCAUUAUCUGCACAUACACCUUCACUGUUGAUGGGAAAGCCAACUUCAGCCAUUUUCAGAAAUAUUUUCCUUGCAUAACUAAUUACCAUUUAGUUGCCUCUCAUUGGCCAGAAAAGAAUUCAAAAGGACAUUUGUGACAUAUAACAGAUGGUCUGGAAAAGUCAGUUCGUGAAGUAGAUGGAAAUCUCUGCUUUGGUUUGAACAUUUGGAUUAUUUACUAUUUUUACAGUUACAUUUUUCUUCUUGCCCUGGAAGUUAAGCAGUGAAACCACAGUAUAUAACCUAUAGUGUCCUUUGCCAAAAUACACUCCAUCUGUAUAAUAUUUUUCAGCAAUAAGCAAUGUUUUCUAGAACAAAAUACAGAUAUCCUUUUUUUUGGCUAACAAGACAAAAAAUCAUCUUUAAACAUGAAAAUUGAUUAAUUUGAGAGUUUAUAUCUUAAUUUACAUUUUUUAUUACAUAUUUUUAUGUUUGGUUCUUGAUUCUUUCUGAUGUCCACGUGAAUUGUACUUACCCUGUGAACAAAAUACAGAUAAGCCCAUAGUUACCAUUUCCCUUAACUAAGCAGCAGAACAUAAAGUAAUUUGCUGGGUAAGGAGAAAGAUGACUUCAGGGUAUAUGCUUAUGAUAAAUUAAUUAAAGUUGGCCAUACAUGGGCAAAUAGAAACUGUUUACUCUGCCCUUUCAGAUUUAGUAGGCAGCUUAUUGCCCUGCAUAUUGGGUCUUUCUAGUGGUAUGCCUGAAUCAUAUCUGGAAGAUGAGAAAAUCCUAAUGGAUGAGGACCAACUCACCACAUUUACAUACACACUCUUCUCCCUGUGGGUCUCCAUUGGCAUGCUGUAUGAACAAUUUUUGUGUGGGUGCAUGCUCAUGUUAUUUAUCUGCAAUCAAUUUAGUAUGAUAUUUGAACAAUAAAUGAAAUGUGUGGGCAUACACCAUACAAUCACAAAGAUUCAGCAUUAAUAUUAUGUAGUCUUUUUCGAAUCUGAGGGGAAGUUACAGUAGUAAAAAUAGGGAAAUACUUUUACAAGCAAAUCAUGCCUUGUUAUAAGGUGAAAAAGAUGAUACUGUAUUCUGUUGUCUUAAUUAGUUUGUGCCAGAGAUAGCAUUUUCUUAUUUCUGUAUUUUGUAGCUGGUUGUUGUUAAACGAACAGUAAAAGCUAGUAGUUAUAGCAUAUACAUAUAUGUAACAUGGGGUUUUUAAUAUGCAGUGCCUUACCCAGAACCACUGAACUAGAAAUCUAUGCGCUAAAGAAAGUGCUACUUCUCCAAAAACAGUGCCAAGUGUGUGCCACUAUUUUUCUACACCUGUAUUAAAGCCAUUCAGCUCAUUUGUAAAUAGCUGUGCAACAGUCAGAAGAAAAGAGACUUGUUUUGAAUCAUAUUUCUCCUGCUUUGCUGUAUAAGGAUUGCUUGGCACAGUUUUCUUGGUGACUAUUAGCCAUAUUACAUAACCGAAAAAGCUGCUUCUGUUUUCAGGUCAAUGCCAUGUGGGGCUGCUUCUGCAGAUACAUGCAAGUUGAGAUUCAGCCCUUAUCUUGUGACUUCAUUUGGAGCCACUGUAUUGGCCUGGGUUCAUACACACAGAGCAAAUUUCUUUGUCAAAAUAUGCAUGUAUUUUGGCACUGAAAUUUGCUCUGUGUGCCUGCACCCGGGCCCUAUGCUGUGACUCUGGGUACAGUCUCAAGAGAAGGCUAAUGAUAAUGGAGGGGCCGAUUCUUGGCCUGCAUUUGUUUUGUACCCAGUGGAUCAACCCCAUAUGGCGUUAGCCUUAUUCAUGUUUAUAAACAAAACAAAAUGUUGUAAAUUGACAUUUGACUUAACCAUGGAUGUUUUUUGCUUCUUGUUGUUUUUUGUUUAUUUUCAGCUAGCAUUUUUGGAAACAAGGCAAAGGUAUAUUUAAAGAACUAAACCGUGGCCCAUCCUUAGCCCCCUUCACUGCCCACCAAGCUCCCUCCCCGCAACAUCAGUUCCCCUGUGUGCCAACCUGCUAUAAAUUUGCAGAGUUGCACAGCAAUGUUCAAGGUGCCAUCUUUCCCUGUCUUCUUCUAUUAGACUGCUGACACCGAUCUUACAGGAGCAUGCACAGUUGAAUCUAAAUCCUUCGACUGCGCAAGCUCCUGCAAGAUCCGUUUUGGAGAACUGACAGAUAAGGAUCCAGAGGAAAAUGGCACCUUUGAACUCUGAAUAUUUAUGGCAGGGGAAUUUUUCAACAGAAAAGAUGUUGCAGGCAGGGAGUAGAGGGCAGUAGAAGAGGGGAGUAAAAAUGGGCUAGGGUUUAGUUCUCCUUUAACUUUACUUGAGUUGAUAAUUACUCAUUUUUUCAGCAUAGUGACAAUGGAAACAAUCAGCAGUCUGGGCUAUGUACUAUAUAACAGUUUUUUCUUUUUAUUUAAAUAUACAUGUAAGUAUGAUCUUAGUUUUAUUAUAAACCCUUUGUGA